AUGAGCAUGGACGACCCAGUGGAAAUGAUGCGCGUAUUGCAGCAGAAAAUGGACGAGAUGCAGCAGCGCCACGAAGAAGAGAUGGCGGCCGUCAAGGCCGACUGCGAAGCCCGGAUAGCCCGGGAGGUUGGACGGAUAGACGGGGGAGAGCGAGUCAAGGAUAAAGGAAAGGGGGUGGAAGGAGAUCGCCCGCCCGCAGAAACCGAGUGCGAUAAGACUUGGAGGCCCUCCGGAUCGGAGGCUGAAGGAAGCAAGGCUAAAUCGGUGCAUGCUGAGAGCGCUGCCGAAGACGGGCGGAUGGUAGUCAAGUCGGAACCUUCAUCCGCCUUAUUGCUCCCAUUCACCCAGAAUAUAAUGAAUGUCCAAAUCUCGGAGCAAUUCAUGGCCCCGCAGUUCAAGACGUAUAACGGGACGACGGAUCCUGCGUCCCAUAUCCAGACGUUCUCGAACGCAAUGGCGUUCCGAACGGACAAUGAUGCCAUUUGGUGCCGAGCGUUCUCGCUCUCAUUGGAGGACGAAGCUUUGGAAUGGUUUAACAACCUCUCCCCCAAUUCAAUAGAAAACUUUACCGGUUUAAAGCAGCUAUUCAUUAAACAAUUCGCGGCCAGUAGUACCCAAGACCUGACCGUAUUCGAAUUAAUGACCCUCAAGCAGGGGAAGGACGAAGCGCUUCGAACGUUUAUGGACAGGUAUCAGAAGACCGUCCGGCGCGUGAAAAGCCUGACGCCAGAGCUCGCCCUUCUUUAUAUCCUACCGGCUCUAAAGCCGGGGCCGUUUAAGGAUAGCGUCUGCAGACGAGCGCCCAAAACAAUGGAAGAAUUGAGGGAACGAGCGGCGGAUGAGAUAAGGGUGGAGGAGAUGAAGCUCUCGUAUAAGGAGAAUCAGGAGUCCAGAGGAGAAAGGACGGACGGUAAUAAGCCCGGUCAGUCAGCGAGGAAAACGUCCGGUCUCAGGCCCAGGGAACAGAAUAAGGGAUCCCGUUUCCAGCAGUAUACACCUCUGAACGCCCCAAGGGAGAAAAUCCUUCGAGAGGCCCUAAGCGCAGAAUUGAUACCGGAGCGGCAAGCGCUCCCGACAACGAAGAACGCUAACCGGAGCAAGCACUGUGCAUACCAUAAAAAUAUGGGUCAUACCACCGAGGAGUGUUGGACCCUUAGGGAUAAGAUAGAGGAGCUCAUCCGGGCAGGAAAGCUUAAGAAAUACGUCCGUGAUGAGCGCCCGCCACAAUCAACCGAACGGCCUGCUGAGAGGUCGGCGUACCGAAAAGAUAAGCCGAGAAGCGCGAGAGCGGAACGACCCCGCUCAGAAAGGCAACGAAGCUGA
Messenger RNA from Vigna angularis (adzuki bean), 1323 nucleotides. RefSeq lists its product as uncharacterized. The coding region runs from base 1 to 1323 and encodes 440 amino acids. The transcript has a single exon. The record is from RefSeq and is a predicted model, not a curated record. NCBI's taxonomy places the organism in Eukaryota, Viridiplantae, Streptophyta, Magnoliopsida, Fabales, Fabaceae.